AUGAAGAGUGGCGAAGAAGUAACAUUGCCUCUCGAGGCGGACUGCCAUGACUUCAAAGACCAAUUGAAAUGUCUUCACCAUCAAGCGAACCCGGAAGACUGCCCAUUGGAGAAGAAGCGAUUAUUGAGAAAGGCGCAGAAAGAGAAUCCGACUGCUUACUCAACCGUCGUCACUCUCACGGAUUCCGAUGAGGAGAUCGAAAUCAUUGUCCCACGAAAGCCAGAAUCGGUGGAAUCUCCAGGACCGUCGUCAUCCGAUGCUUCAGCUCGAACAUCUCCAGAAGCGCCGAAAGCUCCAGCGGUUCUACGGGACUCUGAGAUCCAGGGAACUUCUAAUCGUGAAAAUGAGAACCGUCGUGAAAACGAGGAAAACAUUCCCGUCACUCCUCAAGUACCAACGACUACUCCAAAUCCUGUCGCUCAGGACGUAAUUUUCAUCGAGGAUCCUCUCCACCGGGACACUUCUACAUCUGGAGAUGCUCCAGCCGUGAAUGAUCCACGAGAACCCAGAUCGUUGAGAGCCGUGUCACCACCAAAUGAUGCCGCUUCCUCAUCAUCAAUAAGUUCAAAUAAUGCCGAUCCGGAACCUGCACCAGAAACUGCUCCAGAACCGAUGGAUGUUCCAGAACCGAUGAAUGCUCCAGAAGCAAAAGCUCAUGAACCAGAGGAGGCCGCCGCUCCAGUGGACGUAUCUGAUAUUCCAGCCAUACCCAUUGAUCCUCCAACUAUAAGACGCAUUCGAUCUGCUGGAAUUGAACGAGAAGCUCUUGAUCUCACGGAGGCUGCAGAGGACGCUGCCGAUCGACUUAAUGCUGUACCUGCUUCUCCGACCAGAAUGCGUCAUCGAGCCAGACUCCAGAAUACCGAUCCAGCAACUGCUCCAGAAUUGAUGGAUGCUCCAGAAGCAGCAGCUUAUGAACCAGAGGAGGCUCUAGCUCCAGUAGACGUAGCUACACCUGCUCCACCAACAAGAAGACGUCUGCGAUCUGCUGGAAAUGGACGAGCAGCUCUCGAUCUCACCGAGCCAGAGCAGGUUGCUGUUCCAGUGAUUGUUGCUGGUCCAUCGACCAGAACGCACCAUCGAGCAUCCAAAAAGUCAGCAGGAGCCCCGAGUCGCAGAGCCAGAGUACAGAACGCACGAUCUGGAAACUCUAUCACGUCGCCAAUAACCGAUCGUCACACCUGUCACACCCGUCCGACUGCCAGAAGUGCACCUGCUCCUCCAACUAUCCGCAAUGCUCCUGUUGCCCCACCAGCCGGAAGGAGGAAUAGAAAAGCCCAACGUCAGGAACAAGCAGCGUAUGCACGUAGUUGCAAACGAGAGAAUAAUGAAGCUCUAGCUGCCACCAAUGUGGAUUCAGCUCCUGCGCCUCCCGGAGCUCCUACUGCUUCAGUAGUCGUCAAUCUUCCGACUACUCGACGAAGACGUGCGAGUCAGGCGUGUUCCCUUGUGGCUACAGUUUCGACGCGUCGUCCUGCUCCGAGCUCGUUUCCCGCACCUCCUCCAACUUCCCGUCCAGCUGCUCCUCGACGAUCGGCUCCAGGACCAUCUGUACCUCCUGCAGCCUGUGCUCCACCAAGAGCCCGACAAAUUUCUAUGGGCGAUCAGGAUGCGAUUGCACUCAUCGGACAAUCAAUGCAUCCCACUCGAGCAGCUGUCAAGCAGCUAAAGGACAAAACGACAAAUGGAGUUUCUGGAGCACCGGCCGUCAAGAAGCCAAGAAAGACUGCAAGACUACAACAAGUAAAAAGAGGCAGAGGUGGCAAGAAAUAA
Messenger RNA from Caenorhabditis remanei, 1773 nucleotides. RefSeq lists its product as uncharacterized. The transcript is spliced from 7 exons. The record is from RefSeq and is a predicted model, not a curated record. NCBI's taxonomy places the organism in Eukaryota, Metazoa, Nematoda, Chromadorea, Rhabditida, Rhabditidae. Bases 1 to 1773 code for a protein of 590 amino acids.